This is a messenger RNA of Stegodyphus dumicola, 5572 nucleotides long. RefSeq lists its product as uncharacterized. Lineage: Eukaryota; Metazoa; Arthropoda; Arachnida; Araneae; Eresidae. The record is from RefSeq and is a predicted model, not a curated record.
UUGUGGACUCCUCUCCUUCUUUUACGUCACUGAAAGUGACACUUUUGUGUGGCUUCACUGUGCGGCACUUCUCUAUCGUUCGAAGACAUCUUUUACAGAAGACUCGAGAAAGGUAGUGAACAUUUACCAUAUUGAACGCGCUUUCAGGCAGAAUAAAUCAUGAAGUAUUGGUUUCUGUCGGUGUUAAUCAUAUGCACGAGUUUCCAACAGUAUCUGACGUCUCAAGAUCCUACAAGAAAUGAUGCAGAUCAAGAGGCCUAUGAUGAAGUAAAAGAACUCGAAAGUCUUAGGAAUGAAAACAGCAAGCAUAACAAUACAGAAAGUGGCCCACAAGAUAGUGGGAAAGAACAGCAAGCAGUGCAACCAACAGCAACUCCCAAUACUGACGAAAGUGAUCCGCAACCAAAUAGCCGUAGUGCCAUUUUUCGUCACAGAGGGAUAACACAAGCUAAAAAGAAUAAAUACUGGAAUGCACAGCCUAAUGAAGUAUAUUCUGGAUUUCCUGGUAUCCAGUACUCUCCCGCAGACCUCGCUAAGUAUGUUAUUACCACUGGCGAUGAAGAAGGAGUUGCAGUGGCAGUAGAGGAGCUUGUAAGAGAAGGUCUGCUCGGUCGUACGGAUGCUAUAAACUACUUGCAAGAUCUAAAACAAAUUCUGGAGAGGAUGAAAGAACAACAAAAUGAGCAACUAAAAAAGACGGAAGAAUUUAAAAUUCCGACAGCAUAUCUCCAGAUGCAAGUUCCGAAAAUGCCAAUGAGAUUGUCUAAUCCUCCACGAGAGCAUUUUCUUGCUCAAAUGAUGAACGAUAAGAGAGAAUCCAAGGCCAUCGAGUCACCUCCAGCCCCUGUCGUCACUACAGAGCAUCCCCAUCAAGUAGUUAUUGCUUCGACUUCUGAGCCUAAAGGACCUACGCAUUCAGCAAGUACUACAAUGCGUCCUAAAACUGAAGCUUCACCCGUAGAAUCGUUUAAAGACGACGACUUCAAGAGGAGAGCGAAGGAAAAGGAAGCUCGUAAUUCUUUUGAUUUUACCCUGGAAGUCAUUUACAAGCUGGCUAAAGAUAUGUUUUCUCAGAGUAUUUUAAGAGAUGACCCGACUGCUGAAAAUACAUUGUCUGGACUUGUUUCUUUUCUGGAAAGCGAAGUUGGAAACAAACGCAUCUCUCCCGAAAUAAAAGAGAAAGUUUUAGAGGUUGUUUUGGCCGCUUUAGUUGCCAGUCUUCAUGAAUACCAGAGCAUGUUUCCUGAAAACCAAGCUCUACCAUUUGAUGAAUCUGGUUUGUACCGGCAUUUAGCUGAACAGAAUGGGCCUUCAUCCAGCAAAGGCAUUCCGGAAGUUUAUCGCAAGUUAGCUGCUGGUCAUGAAAAUAGCAUGCUCCAACUGGCUUCCAAGAGUAAUAGACCAAAAUCAAGCUAAUAGGACGGAAAAAAGAGGACCAUGAAUCGGCAAGAUUUUCAAGACUGCAAAAGGCUGUUCAAUACAAAAGUGUUCCCUCCCUUUUUCCCUGUCACAUUCCUUACAUGAAAUUCCAACCCCCUUGCACGUAGCUCGUAUUUGUCAACACAUAAUAUUUAUAUUUGUGUUCAUUAUUCUCUCCCGAAUGUAAACACUUGUAAUCUGUCGAUAUAUGUCCAUUACAAUGUAUGAUCUUAAAGGAGAGACUGUCACUGAAAGUAUAUGCAACUUAGUGUAAAUUAAUUCUUAAGCUUUCUGUACUAUGAUGCAUUUACAAGUUUUUCAACGUUUCACGACCAUUCUGUAUCAACCUAAGGAAAACUAAAUAUUGUAAUCAAUAUUAUCCAGUAUCAAACCGUAAUUUUGACAUCUACAGGUCUUCCACAGUUUCUAGAACAAUAGAUAAAUGUAGUCAUUCUGAGAACAUAACAUUCAGGUUUAAAGUAGUGGUAUUCAGUUUUGUUCGCCUAAAAUAUCAAUUAAGUCCCACUGAAGGGAAAGCUCGUUGAUACCAGGUCCAUGUGUAUAAUAUCUGACUUAAAUGUCUGGUUCAUGGUAGUAGAGAAUAAAACAGAAUUACUAUAUUGUAAAUAUAGAGGCUUUGUCAAUGGUAGUAUAUGGAGGUGGAUAUUAACCAUGUUUUUGCCCCAAAAUACCGUUUAAUUGCUUGAACUAUAUAAAUAUAUAAAAAGGCGAAGUAAAUGGUUUCGGAAGAGCUGAAAAACAUAUAAUUAAAAAAUAAUACCUGAGCAGAAAUUUCUUAUGUUUAAUAUUUUAGUAUUAAUUCAUUAACGCUUGCAAAUGAAUUUUCUUUUUAUUAUGUUCAUUUUCUGCAUUUUUCUCCGCUUUUCUACAAAAUGCUAAAGAAUUUACCUUUAUUUGAAACAACUUUACUUUACUGUAUUAUAAUUCUGGGAACUGCUUCAUAAUUUAAGGAAAAGUUAUAAGUAUUUUCAACCGUGCUGCAAAAUUACGAUCUUUCAUUCUAAUUCCAUAUUCAAGUUUAAGUGCAGUUAAUCCAGAUAAAAUAUUCUUUCUCCUCCUCUAUGUAUAACUAUUUCAGAGCUAUGAAUGAGAGUGUAUUUAGUAAACUGUAUUAUGUAGAACAAGUAUAGGACAAGAGAAUGUAAAUAACUGAAGUAUAUCUUUUACGUUUAGCGUUUGAACUGUGUUUGAUACUAUGACUAAAUCAAAAAUACUUGCUUUAUUGUAUUAUUGUACAGAAGAUAGCUUAUCGUCCAUCAUUAAAAAGAUACGGUUCCAAGCUUGUAAAUUGUGUAUUUAAUAAAUAUAUCUAUUGUACUUUAGAUCACUGAGGGUUCAUAAUACGCAACUGUACCAUAUUUUACGACUACAAUGUCGAAAGCUGCAUGAAAUAUUUCAGCUAUCGGAGUUUUCAGAGGAGUCCCCGAACUGCACUUUGUAAAAAUGAUAAAUAUUAAUCGUUUGUUUUUGCACUUCUAUGAUAGAUAGUAGAUUCAAGAUAUGCCUCACUAUGAUAGUGCUUAAAGAUGAAUAUAGAAUAAAAUAACGGAUAUUUUUAUGAUACAAUAGAUUUUAAAUACCGAAAAACAUGAUGCACCUAGUAUGUUUUAAUAGUGGAGUGGUACUGGGAAACUGCGUGCAACCCAAACCUAUUUAGGGUGUACGUAUUUAUUUGUAGUUUCACUUCCACUUGUGCGAAAUUUCAAAUAAAUUGUUUUAUGUAAAGUAUGCUGGUAUUAUUAUUUCCAAAUUAAUUUCGAGUUAAUUACUUCAUAAUUUUUUUCUUACAUUGGGAAUAAUUUUGUAUUUGAAAAUCCAUGUAAUAUUUGAAACAAUAAUAGUGAUUAACAAUAAUAAUAACAAUGCAUUUUUUUUCACUUAAGACAGUAAUUAAGUAAUUAUUGAAAACAUUAUUGAAAGAUGACCAAUACAAGGAAUAGUUGUGCAGAAUUUAUUAAAAUUGGGUUAACGAAUAAGUAUUUAUCAUAGCGUAACUUUAAAAUAUUAGAAAAACUCUUUAAGUUAUGGUUACUUACAAAAGUACUCCUCUUUUAUCCCAACAUCACGUGCAGCAGGUUUGUAAUCUGAGUAUAGUUGUUUCCUUUAAAUAUUUUUUAAAGCUAAAAACAGCCAUAAAUAUAUAUAGUUUUUGUUAUUCCUUUCAUAACUAUUCUUUGAUUCUUUCCAUAAUUAUAGAGAAAUUUAAACCAAGGGAACAUACAUAUAGCAUGCUUUAAAGUACCUUCAAAUGCAUGACUCUAAUUUUUUUAUUGAAUAAUUGGUAAUUUUAUGCUCAUUAUAGGAUAAAAUUCAUGUACGUUGCAGUUAAGGCCAGAUGAAAUUAGAAACAUAUAAAUAAUUUGCGGCAUGAUAAUAUAUUCAUAAUUUCUUCAGUCGGUAGUUAGUUUGCUAAGCUGAUUUAAAAUCUUAAGCAUACGUUUUGUGCUCAAGCUUACAACAGAUUACACUUAUAUAUAAAAUGAAGAAUUUCUAUUGUACAUUUAGAGUCUAAAUACGUGUUUGAAAAAUAAAUUAAGAUAAUUUUCUGGUAGUUUCUUAUGAACAAAUUAAAAAGUAGAGUAAAUUCCUAAAGGUUUAGAUAAAGGAGAGUUUCCCAAAAAUAUUCACAUAUAACAUACUUUCUAUUAAGAUUUUCAAAUAUUUACUAAGCUCCGUUCGUUUUUAAAUACCAUCAGAAACUACUCAAUUUAUUAUUUUAAAAUCAUUUUUGGGACAUUUAGUUAUUUUCUAUUUAGCAGUUCAACAUCCAAAAAAAUCUUUAAAAAAAUUAUAGUUUUGAAAGCUAUUCUCAAAUUUUAAUUGAUACGUGAAACAAAAGUUACAUUUUAAGGUUUAAAACAGAUAUUAAGUUCAUUUGUACAUUUCGGGGUUCUAAAAAAAUCUGGGUAUAUGAGGUUUGUAUCUUAUUUAAUCUGAUUAUUAAUUACUAUAAACAUAUCAUAAGGUAAGGAACCCUAUCCUACUUAGCACGAACUAAUUAGAAAAUUUACUUACGUUCACCCAACUAAUAAUGAGCAAAUGUAACAGAAAACUUAUUUUCUCACAUGAAAGUCUGUUUUCUGUCAUUUUCCCUUAAAAUACAGAAAUUAUGCGGAUUAAAAUCGAUAGAAAAUAUAAAUUAAAUUUAUAAAUGCUGUAGCUACAGUACGUCUUCAUCUAUUCUUAUUUUAGUAGCAACGAGAUAUUCAAAUAGCGAAAUAAGUAAGGAAAGUUAGGAUGAGUCUUACUCGCAGAUGACAGAGCCUGAUUCUGGAAAAUUAAAUUGAAUUUUAUUAGUGUUUUAAUUUUUAAUUUUUUUUUUGAUGAGAAUAUAGGUAGUUUAUGCAUUGUCUUCUGUUUAUUCUUGAAACUAACUUCAGAAUUAUGUGAUUUUUAAUUAAAUUUGUUGAAAAAUGAUGUUCCUUAAAAUGUAAUAUUAAAUAUGUUAGGAGAGAUCAAACAAUAAAUGAUUAAAAUGUGAAGCUACGUGUGACAUUAAUAAUUCAAAAAGAAAAGACGUGCUAUAAGCAGUUCAAAAGUAAUGUAACAAAUGACAACGUAAUUCUUAGAUUGUUUAGGGGAAAAAACAAGAACUUAUUUUGACGUCAAAUCAGUUUACAACUAAAAUAAAUUUUUCUUUUAUUAAGGAUAAAUAAUAUUAUAUUUGUAGCCUGCAAAACAUAUUUCUCUAAAAGAGUUUUAUUUAACAAUUAUAGUUACAGUAAUGGGAAAAUAUAUAAGAAUCGAAAAGAUAUUACAAGGUCUAACUCUUUUGCAAUAUUUAUUCAAAGAAAACGAAAGCCAGGUUUACGAGUUAUUUUGGAUGAUAUUUUCUUUCAUUUUUUUGUUUUAAAGAUUUUUAUGAGAGAUUUGAAAUUAUAUAUUAUUAUUUCUGUAGUUUAUGCUUUUGUAUUAUGUGGGAUGUACUGUAUCUGAACUUUUGCUGUAUUGAAAAGCAUUUCUUUCCGUCAUGUAAUAUACAUGAACGACUUAUGUGCACAACCUUUGUAACUGCAUUUAUUAACUAAGUGUAUAAAUUGUAGAUUGCAUUUAUAAACUGCCUAACAACUGUGUCGAGAUGCUUUAAUUUGCUGUACGCAUGUUGAAAAAUAAAAUUUUCUACAACUAGAAA